Molecule: messenger RNA, 678 nt
Organism: Geodia barretti
Lineage: Eukaryota; Metazoa; Porifera; Demospongiae; Tetractinellida; Geodiidae
Source: the annotation of a GenBank genome assembly
AUGUUCUACCGGCGCGGCAUGGACGACCUGAUCUACACGCAUCUCUCGGUGCGGAUUCCCGACAGGCGCGACCGCUACCUCUUCAUCGGCUUCGGCCAGCUCUUCGACGAUGUGACGGCAUCCAGCCUGAUGACCGUCGAUAUCGAGGGCAGCAACGUCGGACGGACGCCGGGGGAGGUCAAUCCGGCAGGCUGGGUGGUGCACCGGACCGUCUUCGAGGCGGUGCCGGAGGCCGAGAGCGUGAUGCACCUCCACACGGUGCCAGGCGUCGCCGUCUCGGCGCAGAAGGGCGGGCUGCUGCCGAUCAACCAGUUCGCGAUCACCCAUGCCGGCCGGAUCGCCUACCACGACUAUGACGGCCCCGGUCUCAGGCCGGCCGAGCAGAAGACCCUGAUUCGCGACCUCGGCGACAAGCGGAUGAUGUUCCUGCGCAACCACGGCACACUGACCUGGGGGCGCUCGAUCGCCGAGGCGUUUACCCUGAUGCACUAUCUGGAGCGCACCUGCGAAAUCCAGAUUGCGGCCCAGGCGGGCGGCCAGCCGGUGCUGCCGCCAAAGUCCGUCAUCGAGCGGACGGCGGCAAUCGGCCAGGGAACCGGCAACGUGGAAUGGGCCAGGAUCGGCUUCGAGGCGCUGCUGCGCCGCCUCGACCGGGAGGAUCCAUCUUACCGGCGCUAG